Molecule: messenger RNA, 901 nt
Organism: Drosophila guanche
Lineage: Eukaryota; Metazoa; Arthropoda; Insecta; Diptera; Drosophilidae
Product: serine protease grass-like
Exons: 4
Coding region: 29-871 (280 amino acids)
Biological process (GO): proteolysis
Molecular function (GO): serine-type endopeptidase activity
Source: RefSeq, a predicted model, not a curated record
GCAUCAGUCUCAAUUCGAUUGUGCCGCAAUGAAGCACGCUGUGACUUUGCUGCUGGCUCUGGUGGCAUGCCACGCCGUUGGCUCGCUGCGUUUACUCGAACGUCGUUGCAGCUCAAAGUCGCGACACCAACGCCGACUUAUAGGUGGCUCGGAUUCCGAAUUGUUUUCAACACCCUGGAUGGCAUAUAUGCAUAGAAAUGGCAAAUUUGUGUGCGCCGGAUCACUCGUCACUUAUCGCUUCGUUCUGACUGCUGCGCAUUGCAUACCAUAUCGGGAUGAGCUUGUGGUGCGACUGGGCGAAUACGAUGCUAGGACCCACACUGAUUGCAGGGAGCAAGGCUGUGCACUGCCUGCUCAAGACUUUGCCAUCGAGUCCUUCCAUCCGCAUCCUUCCUACACGACCAUCACGCACUAUGACAUCGCUCUGCUCAAACUCAAAACUCAAGUGGUGGAGCAAAACAACAUGACACCGAUCUGCAUUGUGUUGGACACGACGGACACGUGGCAGCGCUAUGUCGACUCCAUUGAACAGUUCUCUGUGGCCGGCUGGGGCAAGACCGAAACGGGUGCCUUGAGCCACGUACUCAAGGCGGCGAAUGUCACGCAGGUGGAUCGAGACAGCUGCCUGGCAGACUAUGGCUAUGACGCCACUGAGAAUCACAUCUGUGCUGGGGAUCUGGUGCGCCGUGCAUGUGAGGGCGACUCUGGUGGCCCACUGGUUACCACAGUGACCAAUCAACGCGUCGACUUUAAGGUUCAGCUCGGUGUUGUCAGCUAUGGCGAGAGCACUUGCAAUGGCCUCAGUGUAUUCACGAAUGUUAGAGCCUACAUUCCAUGGAUUGUAGACACCAUAAAGAACCACAACGCAUAGGAAACAGAUUGAGAAUAAAUAAACUAUAGA